Trichoderma asperellum CBS 433.97 is the source of this 555-nucleotide messenger RNA. RefSeq lists its product as uncharacterized. The record is from RefSeq and is a predicted model, not a curated record. Gene Ontology annotation, biological process: regulation of DNA-templated transcription. Lineage: Eukaryota; Fungi; Ascomycota; Sordariomycetes; Hypocreales; Hypocreaceae. Gene Ontology annotation, molecular function: DNA-binding transcription factor activity.
AUGCCGGCAGUCCAAAGAUCAGAAAGCCUCUUGUAUAGUCCCGACUUCUCAUCCAGCAAGAACAGCGAUUGCUCUUCACCAGCCAAAAGAAGCAAAACUAGUGUACAAGACACAGAGUGGUCCGAUGUAACAGACCCAGAGGAGAGGAGACGGAUACAAAACCGUGUCGCACAGCGCAAGUUCCGCACAAAGGCCAGAGAACAGAAAGAAAGGGCGGAGCGCGAGGCCAGAGACAAGGAACAUGCUGGUAACAGCUACCGUAUUCCUGACUCAGACAAUAUCAACACAGAAACAGAACUCUCAGGCUUGCCAUGGGGCAGCAUGAACUUGAGUCUCUUCGUGGCUCGAGGACACGAAGCCGAAAGCCGAAGAGCCAGCCGUCGAGGCGUACACCAAAGUGACGGCUUCACCUCUCCGAAUUAUACAUCAUCUUUUGACUCUAACAUGCGCCAGAGUGCGAGCUAUAGUAGCAGCGGCGCUAACGAUAUUUAUCCAGAGGAUAAUUCGUAUGUUUAUGACGCGUGCUUUAUUGGCCAAGCUUUUCCCACGUUAUGA